AUGAGGAGGGUCCCGACAGAGAAGCUCCAGCAGCUCGCCCUCUUCACCACCGCAGUGACCGGAGCCGGAGUGGGAACCAUGUACUACCUCAUCCAGAAGAGGUUCUGGUCCUCGGAGUAUCACCAGUCGGCUCUGCGGAGCCUGGAGUCCUGCUCUGUUGCCAUGGAGACGCUGGGAGCUCCACCUCUGAAGGUCUACAACCUGCACCUGACGGACAGACACAACCAGGUGGACCAGCACCGAGCACAGAUCAAGAUCCCAGUGAAAGGAUCAAAGAGCGGAGGAUACCUGUACACAUGGUCCCAGAGAGACUCUGACAACAGGUGGAGACUGAAGCAGGCCGUCCUCAAGCUGCGGGAGGGACACACCAUCGACCUGCUGGACCCUGAGAGAGGCUCCUGA
Molecule: messenger RNA, 402 nt
Organism: Knipowitschia caucasica
Lineage: Eukaryota; Metazoa; Chordata; Actinopteri; Gobiiformes; Gobiidae
Source: the annotation of a GenBank genome assembly